Messenger RNA from Malania oleifera, 1140 nucleotides. RefSeq lists its product as uncharacterized. The transcript is spliced from 9 exons. The coding region runs from base 12 to 980 and encodes 322 amino acids. NCBI's taxonomy places the organism in Eukaryota, Viridiplantae, Streptophyta, Magnoliopsida, Santalales, Ximeniaceae. The record is from RefSeq and is a predicted model, not a curated record.
GGGCUCCUCAUAUGUCGAAAACAAAUCCAAUUCGAAUGGCUCAAAAAGCUCCUCUAAUGGCUUCUCUUCCUCUUUCUCUUCCUCUUCAUUCUCUACCCAGUCUGUCUUGCUCUCGUACCCUCCUCUUUCUCCAAAAUCCCCACUAUCUCCCUUCCUUCACCCUUCUCAAACCCUCCUUCACCAAAAGACACCUACUCUUCAGGCCUCUUAAAAUCUCAUUUGCUCUCACUGAUUCAGACUCCCCUAAAUCCCUCGGCCCCGACCCACAAACCCUCCUUAAAGAAUUAGUUGAUAGUUUUAAUCUUCCGCCAGGUUAUCUCGGCCAGCUUCCUCGUGAUCUUCGGUUAGAUCUGAAUGAUGCAGCUUUUGAUCUUUCAAAUGGACCUGUCAUAGAUGAGUGUGGUCAGGAGCUAGGGGAGAUAUUGUUAAAUCUAUCACGAGCAUGGGAAAUGGCAGACACAUCAGCUUCCCAUGCUUUAGUAUGCAAGCUCCCUUUGUUAGAGAGCUCUUUGCCUAAUAGUGCCAAAUCAGCAUUUGGGAAGCGCUUGUUAUCUGCUGGAAGGAGGUUCCAGUCCAUGGGGCAGUAUGGUCGAGGUGAACUACAAAGGAUUGCAAAAGCAAUGACUACGACUGGAAAGCUUCUGUCAGCAUAUGUAGGAUCUACAACAAUUGAUAAACCUCUAAAUAAGGAAACGAGGAUACUGAAGUUUGGGGAACUUCAGGUUGAAAUAACGCCAGAUAAAGCCAACAUCGGCGCUGUGAUUGGCUUAAUUUUUGGGAUUCUUUCAUGGCAACUAGCUCAGGGUGUCCAAGGCGUACCGGAGAGCACAAUGGUAUAUGCAAAUGACAAUGCUUUGGCGAUGGCCAAGUCUCUGAGGGGAGCUUUGCUUGUGAUUUUCUACUCAUCAACAUUUUUGUCUUCUCUGGCUUCUGUGGGACUUCUCGUACUUGGAAGACGACUAAGCUCAAAGGAAAAGUGAGCUUCUUGGUGCGGUUUCUCAGUUUCUGGCUGUAAAUGGUAAUGUAUUAAUAUAACUUUUGUGCAUGAGUUGCACUAAAGAAAAUGUUUCAAGAGGUACGAGGCUAUUAAUAUAUCUGGCAUGGACUUGAGAAAUGCAAAAUGCGCUCAAGUUUUGACAA